This is a messenger RNA of Beta vulgaris subsp. vulgaris (sugar beet), 546 nucleotides long. RefSeq lists its product as uncharacterized. The record is from RefSeq and is a predicted model, not a curated record. Bases 1 to 546 code for a protein of 181 amino acids. NCBI's taxonomy places the organism in Eukaryota, Viridiplantae, Streptophyta, Magnoliopsida, Caryophyllales, Amaranthaceae. Gene Ontology annotation, molecular function: RNA-DNA hybrid ribonuclease activity; nucleic acid binding. The transcript has a single exon.
AUGGAGGAUUUUGCUUCUGCUGCCUCACGCGAGCAGAUUAGUAUACCCAGCGUAGAAAAGGUGGUGCAGCAAUGGAGGAAGCCGAGCCAAGGUCGUGGUAAACUUAAUUCGGACGCUGCAGUUAAGGAAAAUAGAUGUGGGGUGGGGAUUAUCAUCCGCGAUGGGGUAGGCGAUGUUCUAUUAGCUGCAGGGGUCAGAAUGAUGGAUGUCUCAUCUCCCGAAGAAGCUGAAGCGCGAGCUAUUCUUUUUGGGCUGCAAACUGCUUUUGAUGCGGGUCUGAGGAACCUUGAAGUAGAAUCGGAUUGCUUGAAUGUGAUUAAGCUGCUGAAUGGACAUAAAGCAAGGACUUUAACUCAAGUAGUUGUUAACGAUACUUUAGCUCUUUCGAACUUGUUUUCCUUUUGUUCAUUUUCUUUUGCUAAUAGAUCGUGUAAUAAGGUGGCUCACUCUGUGGCUCAACUCUCUCUUUCCUAUGACGAGAUGAGGGUGUGGCUAGAGGAUCACCCCCUGACUUGCUUUCCCUUGUCCUGGCGGACAAGGUUUUGA